UAGACGGGCCUCACGGAAGCCGGCUUUGGCCCUGCGGCUGCUGCCGUCGCCGCGGAGAAAUUGUUGCAGCUGGCAGCCUAGGAAUGAAUCUCUUCUCAGCCUCUAAGUUCACCUGGUCAGAAUCCUUGGAUGAACCUGUGGGACCCUUCCUUCUAGCCCUGUGGUUUGGAACCAGUGGCUUUGGGACUGUGAGAGGAUGGACAAAGAUUCUCAGGGGCUGCUAGAUUCAUCCCUGAUGGCAUCAGGCACUGCCAGCCGCUCAGAGGAUGAGGAGUCACUGGCAGGGCAGAAGCGGGCCUCCUCACAGGCUUUGGGCACCAUCCCUAAACGGAGAAGCUCCUCCAGGUUCAUCAAGAGAAAGAAGUUUGACGAUGAGCUGGUGGAGAGCAGCCUGGCUAAGUCCUCUACCCGGGCAAAGGGGGCCAGUGGGGUAGAACCAGGGCGCUGUUCGGGGAGUGAACCCUCCUCCAGUGAGAAGAAGAAGGUGUCCAAGGCCCCCAGCACCCCUGUGCCACCCAGCCCAGCCCCAGCCCCUGGACUCACCAAACGUGUGAAGAAGAGCAAACAGCCACUCCAGGUGACCAAGGAUCUGGGCCGCUGGAAGCCUGCGGAUGACCUCCUGCUCAUCAAUGCCGUGUUGCAGACCAAUGACCUGACAUCUGUCCACCUGGGCGUGAAGUUCAGCUGCCGCUUCACCCUGCGCGAAGUCCAGGAGCGCUGGUACGCCCUGCUCUACGAUCCUGUCAUCUCCAAGCUGGCCUGCCAGGCCAUGAGACAGCUGCACCCAGAGGCCAUUGCCGCCAUCCAGAGCAAGGCCCUGUUUAGCAAGGCUGAAGAGCAGCUGCUGAGCAAAGUGGGAUCGACCAGCCAGCCCACCUUGGAGACCUUCCAGGACCUGCUGCACAGACACCCUGAUGCCUUCUACCUGGCCCGUACUGCCAAGGCUCUGCAGGCCCAUUGGCAGCUCAUGAAGCAGUAUUACCUGUUGGAGGACCAGACAGUGCAGCCGCUGCCCAAGGGGGACCAAGUGCUGAAUUUCUCCGACGCAGAGGACUUGAUUGAUGACAGUAAGCUCAAGGACAUGCGAGAUGAAGUCCUAGAACAUGAGCUGACAGUGGCUGACCGGCGCCAGAAACGAGAGAUUCGGCAGCUGGAACAGGAACUGCAUAAGUGGCAGGUGCUAGUAGAUAGCAUCACAGGCAUGAGCUCUCCGGACUUUGACAACCAGACCCUGGCAGUGCUGCGGGGCCGCAUGGUGCGGUACCUGAUGCGCUCAAGAGAGAUCACCCUCGGGAGAGCCACCAAGGAUAACCAGAUCGACGUGGACCUGUCUCUGGAGGGUCCGGCCUGGAAGAUCUCCCGGAAGCAAGGUGUCAUCAAGCUGAAGAACAACGGUGAUUUCUUCAUUGCCAAUGAGGGCCGGCGGCCCAUCUACAUCGAUGGACGACCUGUGCUGUGUGGCUCCAAAUGGCGCCUUAGCAACAACUCCGUGGUGGAGAUUGCCAGCCUGCGAUUCGUCUUCCUCAUCAACCAGGACCUCAUUGCCCUUAUUCGGGCCGAGGCUGCCAAGAUCACACCACAGUGAGAAGUGGUGGCAGGACCCAUGGGCUCUCUCCGGCCUCAGUUUCCCCUGCCCUCCCAGACCCCUGGAGCUGGCAACUCAGGCUCCUGGAAAAACCAGAGGGGGCUGCGGGAGCCUCUGUGGGAGGGCGGGGCUGGCCCUGGGGAAGCCCCUAGAGGCUGGGCCCCUCAGGCCGCCUUAGUGCCAGAGCCCCUCCCCUUCUCUCUCUGCAGAGGCCCCUACCCUUUCCCCCAGAUUCCCACCUUUGCUCCGUGUCUCCAGCUGAUUAGCUUCAGACUUUUCCUUUAUUAUUUUUCUUUUGUAAAUACAAAGCACUGAGUUCCAAA
This is a messenger RNA of Mesoplodon densirostris (Blainville's beaked whale), 1908 nucleotides long. It is a transcript of the gene MCRS1, whose product is annotated as microspherule protein 1. Gene Ontology annotation, cellular component: Ino80 complex; MLL1 complex; NSL complex. The transcript has 15 exons. The coding region runs from base 197 to 1585 and encodes 462 amino acids. The record is from RefSeq and is a predicted model, not a curated record. Gene Ontology annotation, molecular function: protein binding; G-quadruplex RNA binding. Lineage: Eukaryota; Metazoa; Chordata; Mammalia; Artiodactyla; Ziphiidae. Gene Ontology annotation, biological process: positive regulation of transcription by RNA polymerase II.